Psylliodes chrysocephalus is the source of this 2391-nucleotide messenger RNA. Lineage: Eukaryota; Metazoa; Arthropoda; Insecta; Coleoptera; Chrysomelidae. The record is from the annotation of a GenBank genome assembly.
AUGGAAAUCGAAGAUAAAGAAAUCAAAAUUUUAUUUACGGCACUAAAAAUUCUUUACCCUAAAUAUCACCCGUUUUGGUUUAUAUUUUAUAUGUACAUAUGGUACUUAAGAACUAUAAAAAGACAGUUAAAGUGUAAUGUGCAACCCGUAUCAAUAGAUUUUAUAACAAAAAAUAUAAAUGGAAAACAUUUGUUUAAAGAUUUAAAUCACACAGUCGUAGUGCAUCCAGAAAAUAUUUAUUUAAGUGACAAAGUGUUAAAAUUAUAUUGUGAUAAAUCCAAAAAUUUUACAAUUGUUUACCCAAUUGCAGACUCACGUUGUAAAAAAAACGAACUGUUAGUUUCAGACACGUUCUAUCUUAACUUGCUUAACUUAAAUCUUAUCAAUAAUUUAAGAUUACUUAAUUAUAACAUUAAUUGUUUAAAAUUUGCCGAUGAAAUCAAUAUUUCGCUAGUAAGUUCUCCAUUUGACAUAAAUAAUUCUUUAUCAGAUUCGAUUAUAGAACGAUUUUUCAAAACUCCAAAAUUAGUCCGUAGAGGUGAUUUAAUUGAAAUCAAUAUCAAAUAUUCCGCGGAAGAAAUUUAUUAUUUAAAUAGUAAAAUUAAUAAUGUACAUAGUGUUUUUUACAAAUGUAAUAAAGUUAUUUAUAAAAACGAAGAAGUGACCGGUACAUUUUGUUGUGUCAUUGGAGAAACUGCGGUAAAGCAAGGUAUUAAUAUACAAAGAUUUUUACCUAAAAAAACUAUGAAAUUUAUUCCAAAGAAUGACGAAUUCUUUAAACAAUUGCCAAUUGUUCCCUAUGGACUUCAAAAAUAUUUCGAAGAUAUACAAAUUGCUGUAAAACCGUUUUUAAGAAAAGCAAAAUUGCCUUUAAAACCAGCCUUUUUAUUAGUCGGCAACGUAGGUAGCGGAAAAGAGCUCUUGAUUGCCGCUUUAGCAGACCAUUUGGGAAUGCAUUAUUAUAAGAUAGAUAAUUUCGAAUUGAUGGCCAAUGUUUAUGCACAAAACGAGACAAAGUUACACAAUGCAUUUUUUAAUGCAAAGAUGGCAGCACCUUGCAUUAUUUCCAUGCAUAAUUUUGAGAAUUUCGGAAAAAAUAAUGACGGCCAAUACGACGAACGUAUCAUGGGCAACUUCGCAGAUGAAUUAGAAAAACUAAUCGACAAAAACGAUUUUCCUGUAAUACUUUUCUGUUGUGCCAGUCAAAAAAAUGUACCAUACGAUCUACAAAAGUUAUUUUUAGAAACUUUUGAGAUAAACGCUCCAACAGAGAAGCAGCGCGAAGAAAAUUUGAAAUGGAUUUGUGAACAUCGAAGUUUGGAGUUCGUUGUUAGUUUUUCUGAAAUUGCUAGUAGGACGCAUGGAUUUUUUUAUGCAGAUCUAAAGGCUUUGGUCUAUUAUGCUGAAAGGAAUUCCGAAAAAAAUGAUGCUGAUUUCGAAAAAACUGUUACAAAUGAUAAUUUCUUCACAGCAAUAGAUUACAUGCAAAAGAAUUACAACGAAAGUAUAGGAGCCCCUAAAGUACCGAAAGUGCUUUGGUCCGAUGUUGGUGGGUUGAGUGAUGUAAAAGAGGAAAUUAUUAAAACUAUCAAUCUUCCAUUAAAACAUCCGGAUUUAUUUAAAAAAACGGGGCUUAAAAGAUCAGGUAUAUUACUUUUUGGGCCACCCGGUACUGGAAAAACGUUAAUUGCGAAAGCCGUUGCUACCGAAUGUAGUCUUUGUUUUUUGUCAGUUAAAGGACCGGAAUUACUGAAUAUGUAUGUCGGGCAAUCUGAACAAAAUAUUAGAGAAGUAUUUAAAAGAGCUCGCGAGGCAUCUCCAUGCAUAAUCUUUUUCGACGAAUUGGACUCCCUUGCUCCUAAUAGAGGUUUGUCUGGAGAUUCAGGCGGCGUCAUGGAUCGAGUUGUGUCGCAACUUCUCGCCGAGAUGGAUGGAUUAAAUGAUGAGUCAGUUACAAUAUUUAUCGUUGGAGCAACCAAUAGGCCGGAUUUAAUCGAUCCAGCUUUGUUAAGACCUGGACGAUUCGAUAAAUUAUUAUACAUUGGACCAUGCACAGAUGACAUUUCAAAAAUAUCAGUUCUAAAAGCUCUUACAAAUAAAUUUAAACUCGAUAAAGAUGUAAAUUUUGAAGAAGUAUUAAAAGUGUGUCCAAAUAAUAUAACCGGAGCGGAUUUUUAUGGUAUCUGUUCAAAUGCUUGGUUAUCGGCUGUCAGAAGACUUAUCCAAGAAAUCGAAAACGGUAUAUUCUCAUCAGAACUGGUAACCUCAGAGAACGUAAUUGUUAAUUUUAAAGAUUUUAAGGAUGCUAUGGUGGAUGUAAAACCUUCAAUCUCUUCCAAAGAUUUGUUAUAUUUUGAUAAAUUAAAACAAGAAUUGUGUUCAAAUUUCUAA